AUGUCUGGCAAGUACGUCUUCUCUCAGGGCCUCAAGGAGCUGCGCUUCCUCUUCUGCCAAACUUCUGAGGCCAGCGCUGCCACAAGGUCCUUCCUGAACCGCGCCUACCCGACCAUGAAGAAGCACAACCCCCAGACUCCUAUCAUGAUGCGCGAAGCCGCGGGCACCCCGCCGCGAGUGUUUGCCCGAUAUGCUUUCGGCAAGGAGAAGCAAGAAGCAUUGGCUGGCAUGUCCGACGCCCAGAUCGAGGAGCGCAUCACGCAGUUGGUGAAGGAGAAGCUAUAA
Messenger RNA from Penicillium bovifimosum, 285 nucleotides. Its product is annotated as L51/S25/CI-B8 domain-containing protein. The transcript is spliced from 4 exons. Bases 1 to 285 code for a protein of 94 amino acids. NCBI's taxonomy places the organism in Eukaryota, Fungi, Ascomycota, Eurotiomycetes, Eurotiales, Aspergillaceae. The record is from RefSeq and is a predicted model, not a curated record.